AUGUCUUCACGCCAGUUUGCGUACAUUCAAGCAUGUGCAGCACUGAUGCUGGCCUUGAACCAGACCACGUGUUACACAUGCUUGGUGAGAAGACUGGGGAAUCAUGCCAGCUACGCCCUAGGCAUGCUUUGGACCAUGGCCAUCACUUUGCCAAUCCCCUUCUAUUACACGGCAUGCGAACAAGCUCCUAUUGAAGUGGUGCGGCUGCUGCCCAUCACGGCCUGGCAGGCUACAAGCCAGUUUGGGUUUGCCAUUGCCUUCCCACUCUGCACUGUCCUAGUCAACAAGGAAUGCACGCAGAGCAACCGAGCAAUGGUGAAUGGCUGGUGCGGCUCACUGAACGCCCUCGCACGCGGCUUGGGGCCAGAGCUGGCCGGUGCUUUGGUUCACUUGGGGUGCUCCAUGGA
Messenger RNA from Symbiodinium pilosum, 407 nucleotides. NCBI's taxonomy places the organism in Eukaryota, Dinophyceae, Suessiales, Symbiodiniaceae. The record is from the annotation of a GenBank genome assembly.